AUGUCUACCGCUAUGAACCUCGACCGACCUCUCGAUGACAUCAUCUCUGACAAGCGCAAGCAGCACAAACGCUCCGGUGGCGUUGCUCGCCGUGGAGGCAGGACCAAUGGUACAGGUCCAGUCCGUAAUGGCCGCACGCCUCGGGCUCAACCUGCCGUCGCACCCGUCCCAGUCGCCAAAUCUCUGCAGCUUCCCCCACAGAUGGGGCAAGGAAGCAAGAUCAUUGUUUCCAACUUGCCUCCAGAUGUGACUGAGAAUCAGAUCCGGGAACUCUUCUACACCACCGUCGGUCAAGUGACCCGAGUCACCCUCAGCUACGACAGCCGUGGCGCCUCGAAGGGUAUCGCACAAGUCGAGUUUAAACGGAACGAGGAUGCUACCAAGGCAUUUCAACAGUACAACAAGCGUCUCAUUGACCAGAGUUCGUUAUUUCGUUCUUUUUUCAUGAGCUUUUUCCUUUAG
Messenger RNA from Puccinia triticina, 462 nucleotides. RefSeq lists its product as uncharacterized. Gene Ontology annotation, molecular function: mRNA binding. The coding region runs from base 1 to 462 and encodes 153 amino acids. The record is from RefSeq and is a predicted model, not a curated record. The transcript has 4 exons. NCBI's taxonomy places the organism in Eukaryota, Fungi, Basidiomycota, Pucciniomycetes, Pucciniales, Pucciniaceae. Gene Ontology annotation, cellular component: nucleus. Gene Ontology annotation, biological process: mRNA export from nucleus.